AAUCUCUUUUGUAGAGUCUUGGUGAUUGAAAAUGCACAAGAUGAACUGAUUUUGUUUAUCCCUGCAUUUCAGUGACCAAGAAGUUUGACUACAAUCGGUAGUUAAUCGCUUUUGAAAUUUAAGGCUAAAUCGGAUUAUAAAAUGACAUAAAACGCGUUAACCCUCAGGUGAUUAAGUCGUUUACAGUAGAGAUGGUGCUCUUUAUAUUUUAAAACCUCUUCAAAGUCUAAUAACUGAGGAAUUGUAACAACCUGACAUGGCUGUAUCUUUAAGCCAAAAAUGCCUGUACGAAAACAACUAAAGUCUAGUCAACCCCAAGCGUUUGGAAAGAAUGCGUUGUUACAGAAGCAGUACGAGCGUCUCUACAACCGACUAGAAAAGGAACGGAAGUCAACACAGAGGCGGAUCCAAGUCACAGAGGAGAAGUGUGUUCACGCCAUAUACUACUUGCUGCAGGAGGCUGAGUCGUUUGAACAACAGAAAAAACGGAAAGAGGAGGAAGAAAAGGAAAAACGUAUCCAGAAAGAGGGGAAGCUACCCGUGUUUUACUACGAAAUAGAGAAUGAAUACGAACCCCCAAAACCGGAAACGAAGGUGACCCGGGGGCGGCCCAUGACAGCAUCUGUUCGAACUCGAAAAGGAAGUGCAGAUCCUAAGGGAUUAAGAAAUCGACCCUCUUCCGCAAGCCCUGCUCUUUGUACUGAUAAAGCAGAUUCUGUGCCCAGUGCUCCUGACAUUCAAAGAGUCCCCAGUGCUGAUAGGUCUAAAAGGAGAUGCUCUAUUACGAGUUCGUGUGGCUCCAAUCAAAAAGAAAACGAUUCUAGACCAUGUUCUGCAAAUGUUGAGCCUCCCAACACGACUUCAGGAAGUAACCUAAAACUAUGGCAGCUCAGUCUUAGAAAAAACAGCGAAAGAAAACCGUCUGCUGUAAGAAGGGAAAGUGUAUCCAAAUUGGCGGAGGAAGUGCCAGCUGCAAGUCCGGAGCCAGAAUCAUUGAAUGCUUUUGCUCGACCAAAAACAGCUGACAGAUAUCGGCAACGGCGGCCCGAUGACGAGCUGUCCGAGUACUGGAAUCGGCGAGUGGCCAGUAUAAUCAGAAAGUGGGACCUCCAGGAUAAUGACCAGUAUUCAAAAGACCUUAAAGUUAUUAAGGACAUCGGCCGCCCACCGUACAGAAGAGUCGACUCCAAAACAGGAGAAGCCGAACUGAGGACUAAAACUUUUAUUCAAAAAUAUUCAGGCAAGUACCGAUCUUUGCUUAGACCUGAAACAGCACCGGUCUUGGAAAACAGACAGAGAAGAAAGGAAAAGAUAAGCAGACAAGAGUUAGCGACCAUUAAUGCCGACACUGCCAAACAUAAAAAGAACACCAAGAUGCUUCUACUUAAGAGUAGAGAAAUAAAACUCUAUGUAGAAAAUCUCCCCGGAGUGGACAAAACACAAAAUCCUCUUAAUUUGUCUAAUCCAUGACCUGUUAUAGUUUGUAUUAUGUAAGCGGAUUAAUAUACCUGUUAUGACCAUUUAAAAAACAAUUCACACAUCAAAUGAAAUAUACUUUUAGAUACGUGUACAAUGUAAUAAAAGGACAAUUUGUG
Messenger RNA from Saccostrea echinata, 1595 nucleotides. RefSeq lists its product as uncharacterized. The coding region runs from base 280 to 1470 and encodes 396 amino acids. The record is from RefSeq and is a predicted model, not a curated record. The transcript is spliced from 2 exons. NCBI's taxonomy places the organism in Eukaryota, Metazoa, Mollusca, Bivalvia, Ostreida, Ostreidae.